Pieris macdunnoughi is the source of this 984-nucleotide messenger RNA. The record is from the annotation of a GenBank genome assembly. Lineage: Eukaryota; Metazoa; Arthropoda; Insecta; Lepidoptera; Pieridae.
AUGGCGCCAAAUACAACAGAGGAAAGAUGUCUAGAGCCCACAGAGGCCAAUUUCGAAAAGCUAAUAGCACCACAGGCUGCCCCUCGGAAGUUCCAAAUAGUUUAUUGGAAUUUACUCACAUUUGGUUACGGUCAUAUUGCAGCAUUAUAUGGGCUGUACCUGGCUUUCACUCAAGCUAUGUGGACAUCUAUAUUUUUUUAUUGCACUCUUUUUGUACUGGCGUCGAUUGGAGUGACAGCGGGGGCUCACCGACUCUGGACGCACAGAGCAUACAAGGCAAAAAUGCCCCUACAGAUUAUCCUAAUGUUUAUGAACACUCUGGCAUUUCAGAACUCAGCUAUCGACUGGGUACGAGAUCAUCGCAUGCACCAUAGAUAUAGCGACACUGACGCAGAUCCUCAUAAUGCAACUCGAGGAUUUUUCUACUCCCACGUGGGCUGGCUGCUUGUAAAGAAGCAUGAAGAAGUGAAGAAGCGCGGCAAGUUUAUUGAUAUGAGUGACAUCUAUGCAAAUCCUGUACUAAUAUUUCAGAAGAAAUACGCCAUACCAUUUAUUGGGUCAGUAUGCUUUUUGCUCCCAACUUUAGUGCCAGUAUUCUGUUGGGGCGAGAGCUUGAAGGUCGCCUGGCAUAUGUGCCUGUUGCGUUACAUCACGAAUCUCAACACAACCUUUUUAGUGAACAGCGCAGCUCAUCUUUGGGGAACCAAACCAUACGACCAGAGUAUAAAAGCCGUACAAAAUAAGAUAGUGAGCGUCUUUGCUUUUGGAGAAGGUUUUCAUAACUACCACCACGUGUUCCCUUGGGAUUACCGCACAGCCGAACUUGGGAACAACCGACUGAAUUUAACAACGUUAUUCAUAGAUUUCUUUGCCAAGAUUGGAUGGGCGUAUGAUUUGAAGACUGUGCCUGAAGAGGCAAUUGAAUCAAGAGCGAAUAAAACUGGUGAUGGAACUGAUUUAUGGGGAAAAAUUAAGGCUGUUUAG